Messenger RNA from Trifolium pratense (red clover), 2395 nucleotides. Its product is annotated as zinc finger CCCH domain-containing protein 34-like. Gene Ontology annotation, molecular function: metal ion binding; mRNA binding. The record is from RefSeq and is a predicted model, not a curated record. The transcript has 7 exons. The coding region runs from base 302 to 1750 and encodes 482 amino acids. NCBI's taxonomy places the organism in Eukaryota, Viridiplantae, Streptophyta, Magnoliopsida, Fabales, Fabaceae.
GGAAGUAAGAAAGUGAGAGACCAAUAAAAGAAGCUAGUUGCAGACAUAGAAAGAUCAAAAAUCAAAACGCAUUGAAGAAAUUGAAAUUGAUACUGAAACUGAAAGAGAGAGAAAUAGAACAACAACAACAACAACAACAACAAGAGCGAGAAAAGAGAGAGUAGAGACAGAACAAGUUGUGUUUGUGUGUCCGUCCGGUUAAACUCAUUCGUUACAGAUAUAUAUAUAUAUAUAUAGAUUUAGAGAGAGAAAAUCCAACCUCAUUUUCUCUCUCUACAACUAACUUCCAUUUCAUCCAACAAUGGAGCACUAUCCUCGCUCCACUCAACCUGAUCCGUCACCGGAAUGGACCGGACCGGAUUCUCAAACCGGUCUUGAAGAACCUAUGUGGCAAUUGGGAUUAGGUUCUGCUGCUGGUGAAGAUUCGUAUCCACUUCGACCUGAUGAGAUUGAUUGUACUUACUAUUUGAGAACUGGUUUUUGUGGCUUUGGUUCUAGGUGUCGGUUCAAUCAUCCUCGUGACCGUGGCGCGGUUAUUGGAGCUGCUGCUAGGACUGUAGGGGAGUAUCCCGAACGCGCUGGCCAGCCGGUUUGCCAGUAUUACAUGAGGACAAGAUCUUGCAAAUUUGGUGCGUCUUGCAAGUACCAUCAUCCUAGACAGGCUGGAGCAACUGAUGCUACUCCUGUUUCACUAAAUUAUUAUGGAUAUCCGUUACGUCCGGGUGAAAAGGAAUGUUCCUAUUUUGUGAAAACGGGACAGUGCAAGUUUGGUGCUACUUGUAAAUUUGAUCAUCCAGUUCCUGCUAGUGUCCAAAUUCCAGCUCCGUCGCCAAUUCCCCCAGUUUCACCUUUACAUGUACAAGUACCUUCGCCAUUAUAUCCAACCGUACAGCCUCCACCAUCUGGUCCUUCUUCACAACAAAUUGGUGUACUGGUCGCAAGGCCACCUCUACUACCUGGUUCGUAUGUCCAGAGCCCUUAUGGACCUGUGGUAUUGUCCCCAACCAUGGUUCCAUUUUCUGGCUGGGGUCCUUAUCAGGCCACUGCAACAAGCCCUGUACUUCCCUCUGGAAAUCCGGCUAAUGUUGGUUCCACACAGCUUUAUGGCAUAACCCACAUACCUUCAUCAGCUAAUGCCUAUACUGGACCUUAUCAACCUUCUGUUUCCUCAGUUGGUCCUUCAAGCAGAAAUCAGAAGGAGCAGUCAUUUCAAGCAAGGCCUAAUCAACCAGAGUAUCAUUACUACUCUAAACCAGAGGAUCUUCCAUUUGGUCCAUCAUAUAGUUAUCACCAACCACCAGACACAAGUGCACCAAAAGCAAAUGUUGUCCUUAGUCCCGCAGGUCUUCCUUUACGCCCGGGAGCAGCACUUUGCACUCAUUUCGCACAGCGUGGUAUAUGCAAGUUUGGUCCUGCAUGUAGAUUUGAUCAUCCUAUUGCAUCACUGAGUUACAGUCCAUCUGCUUCUUCCCUUACAGAUGCGCCAGUUGCACCCUACUUUGUUGGUUCAUCUGUUGGUACUCUUCCUCCUUCAUCUUCUUCACCAGAGUUGCAGCCCGAACCUACCGUAGGAUCCAGCAGGGAGUCUGUUCCAUCCAGAAUACCUUCAUCAGUGAGCACAUCGACUGGAUCAGUUGGCUUGACUUUGUCAACUGGUGGCCCUGUUUCUCAAUCAAGCACUCGGAGUUCCAGUCCUUUAGCGCCUGCCAAUACCGUAACAAGUAACAAUGUCUCUCACACCUCAAGCUAAGAAAUGUGAACGCAUACAUCAUCAUUACUCCUUUUUUUUUUUUAAUCUCGAUUCUUCAACCAGACAUCAUUAUUCAAGGAGGCCGUCAAAUAGUUUUUUUUUUUUUUUUUUUUGCUGUCUCUCCCAGUUAUCCCAGUUCCGCAUUCAGAUCUAGCACACCUCACACUGAUUAUCUUUAUGUUCAUAAAAUCUUUUUAUGGCCAUUCCUUUGAUCUUGAAUAAACCGUGGCCAACCCAUACACAACCACCUUGCUUUAGAAUAACUCCUAAAGAAUCUCCAAUUCCAUUGUGCACAUGUCCAUCCAUAUCUCUCCAAUUUUUUGGAGUCUGUUGUGCUUAUUUAUGCUUCGAUCUUCUUUCAUAUGAGAAACAUUCCGUCUAGCCUUUCAUUGACCAUGUGUUUACGCCUCUUCACCUGAACCCUUUUUGAAUUAGGUAACAGUUUUCCAUUUCUGUUUUGGAAGUCCUAUUCAAUACUUUCCAACUUGUAUUUAAUAUUUAUAGGGUUUACUGUCGAGAAAUAAUCAGGAAACUUCAAUGAGGCUUCACAUUGUUAUCUUAUAUGGUUUGUAAUUUUUGGAUACACAGUGAUGUUGUGACAAUCAAAAGCUUGACUUGGUAUUUUAAUUUAUUACCGAAUACGUA